Molecule: messenger RNA, 1182 nt
Organism: Plasmodium inui San Antonio 1
Lineage: Eukaryota; Apicomplexa; Aconoidasida; Haemosporida; Plasmodiidae
Exons: 3
Coding region: 1-1182 (393 amino acids)
Cellular component (GO): Swr1 complex
Molecular function (GO): nucleosome binding
Source: RefSeq, a predicted model, not a curated record
AUGAAAUCAUUACUACGUGGAGAUGGGAAAAAAAAAAAAGAUGAGAGAAAGGAGAAAAAGAUUGAUCGGUCUCCAAUAAACGAAUGGACACACACGUAUAAUAUAGACCUAACCAUUUUCAGUGCCUCUUCGACACCUCUGCACACGUUCCCCCCGAAUUUAACCCCCUAUCCAGGCGACGAAUUGCUAAAUGUGAAGAUGACGUUUUCUGACCCUCGGCAUCCCUUGAGCACGAACGACUUCACAGAUUUGUUCCAAGUGUACAACUACCUGGUGAAGAGACUAAACAUAAGAACAGAGGACUACAACUUACUCGUCGCCAUUCCCGAAAAAGUGGAAAAGUUGUUCAUAAGUAAUAUGCUCAACUGGGCAUUCAAGACUCAUCAAUUCGCAUCGAUAUCUUUUAUUUACAACUCUCUCGCGGCGUCCUACUACUACGGACUGAAAACAGCCCUCGUUGUGGACUUAGGCGAAACCGCAAGCAGAGUAUCCCCCGUCGCGGAAAAUCACGGGGUUUUCCUGGAUAGCGCGAAGAACUGCGAAAUAGGAGGCCACCUAAUAACUAAAUACAUUUCCAAUUUUGUCAAAGUAAAGGAUAGGCACGUUGACUAUACCCUUGUGCAAAAUUAUAAAGAGUUAAACAGUUACAUAAGUCUAGACAUUGACCGGAGCAUAAAAAUGAACAGCGAUUGUAAUGGCUUGUUGAAACCUUAUAGAAUUCCAUACAGUAAUAUUUACAUAGACCCCAAGGCUGAAGUGUUAAGCAACGAAAUUUAUUUUCAGCCUGAGUUUUUAGCGCACUUACCUGGAUAUUACUACAAACAAAACCUAGUGCCAUUAAGUCAGCUAAUUUUCGAGUGUGUAUGUUCUUGUCCAAUGGAUUUACGAAAACAAUUGCUGAACAACAUUGUCCUCGUUGGCGGUGUAUCAGAUUGUGUCAACAUGCACGAACGGUUACAUAAAGAGCUGGUCAAUAUCUUGCGGCUUAAAAAUUACAGUGAAAAUACAAAAGUGCACGUAAAAAAUGAAUGCAUGUCUAACAUAGCCGCUUACCUAGGCUGCAGAAAGUACGGGAAAGCCAUUUACCACAAUAGGAAUAAAUGGGUUACGCGGGAGGAUUACUUCGCGACGGCUAACGCGAAGGUGAUACAUAGGCUUUUGAUGUGGGCUAACGUUUUGUAG